AUGGGUAUUCUUCAAAAGAUGGCUUGGUCCAAGAGCACCAGGAUCAAGGUCAUGAUCGCUAUCGACACUGUCUUUUUCCUCGUCGAGAUCGUCUCUGGUUUCCUUGCCCACUCUCUUGCUCUUAUGGCUGAUGCCUUUCACAUGCUCAAUGAUAUUAUCUCCUUGGUCAUUGGUCUCUGGGCCGUGUCUGCCGCGCAAAAGACUUCUACUGAUGAGUUCACUUUUGGCUGGGUUCGCGCCGAGAUUCUAGGUGCUUUCUUCAACGCCGUCUUCCUUAUCGCUCUUUGUGUCUCCAUCGUCCUCGAAGCCCUUACCCGAUUCAUCGAACCCCCGGAGAUCGACAACCCCAAGCUCAUGCUCAUCGUCGGUACCACCGGUCUACUAUCCAACUUUGUCGGUUUCUUUGUCCUCGGUGGCCACGGCCACUCCCACGGACCUGGUGACCACGAUCACGACCACGACCAUGAUCAUGGACAUUCGCACAGCCAUGUCCACGAUGCCGAGGAGGGCAACGCCGGAUACCACAGCGCUCUUGCUGAUGAAAGCGGCCGCGCCGCUGAGGUUCUACCCGAGGCUGUUAUGCAACGCGCAAAUACUUCCCGAAAGUCCAACGGAAAAUCCAACGAGAACAACCGACACUCACGAGGCCGCGACUAUCAUCGAUCCAGUAGGAGUGGACAUUCUCGUUUCGCUAGUCUUGAUGACUUGAGCAUCCACCCCGCAAGUUUCCGACAGAGCAUCAUCGAAGCCACCCGUGGAGGCGAUGCCAACGAGGUCACGAGUGAGAGCGAAACUGACGCCGAGAACUCUUUGAUCUUGGAAGAGAAUGAGGCCAACGAAGAGUCUCCUCUUCUCAAGGGUGUCGCCAAGAAUGGCUCAUCUCUCGGUCACAGCAACUCCCACUCUCACUCCCAUUCCCGACGACCUCGACGAGACUCGAGCGUUCAUCAAGGUCACCACCACACCCUCCCCAAGGAUGCCAAGAAGAAGGAUAGCCACGGUCACAACCACGCUGAUAUGGGUAUGAAUGCCAUGAUUCUCCACGUCAUUGGCGAUAUGCUUGGUAACAUUGGUGUCAUGGUUACUGCUCUUAUCAUCUGGCUUACCGACUGGCCUGGCAAGGUCUACGCUGAUCCUGCCGUCUCCCUGUUCAUUACUGCCAUUAUCCUCAAGACAUGUAUUCCCCUCACCAGAGGCACUGCGCGCGUUCUUCUGCAGGCUACCCCUGAGCAUAUUAGCGUCCCCGAGAUUCGACAAGACAUCGAGGCUCUCCCUGGCGUUAUUACCUGCCACCACAUCCACGUAUGGCAGCUCUCAGACACCAAGCUCGUCGCAAGCAUGCACCUCCAGGUUUCCUUCCCCAUUGACUCUCAUAGUGGCGAGAAGUACAUGGAGUUGGCUCGUCGCGCUCGCAAGUGCCUCCACGGUUUCGGCAUUCACAGUGCUACUAUACAGCCCGAGUUCUGCUUCGAUUCGAAGCACGCUCACGAUUCCGACGCCGCUGCUCUUACCCUCGAUGGCGGAGCCGAUUCAAACAAGGGGGAUAGUUGCCUCCUCGAGUGUAUCGACGACUGCCAGGCGCAGGGCUGCUGUCCAGCCGACUCAUCAUCCAAGGCUUCAUCCACAAGACGGGCUAGUGAAUCGUCGCACAGCCCUUCCAGUCCUCGUGCGCAUGAACACAGUCACGACCAUGGUCAUGACCAUAGCCACAAUCACUAA
Fusarium pseudograminearum CS3096 is the source of this 1719-nucleotide messenger RNA. RefSeq lists its product as uncharacterized. The transcript is spliced from 3 exons. Bases 1 to 1719 code for a protein of 572 amino acids. Gene Ontology annotation, biological process: intracellular zinc ion homeostasis; zinc ion transmembrane transport. The record is from RefSeq and is a predicted model, not a curated record. Gene Ontology annotation, molecular function: zinc ion transmembrane transporter activity. Gene Ontology annotation, cellular component: membrane. Lineage: Eukaryota; Fungi; Ascomycota; Sordariomycetes; Hypocreales; Nectriaceae.